Messenger RNA from Micropterus salmoides (largemouth bass), 1464 nucleotides. Its product is annotated as 5-hydroxytryptamine receptor 3A-like. The record is from RefSeq and is a predicted model, not a curated record. Gene Ontology annotation, molecular function: neurotransmitter receptor activity; extracellular ligand-gated monoatomic ion channel activity; transmembrane signaling receptor activity. Lineage: Eukaryota; Metazoa; Chordata; Actinopteri; Centrarchiformes; Centrarchidae. Gene Ontology annotation, biological process: monoatomic ion transmembrane transport; nervous system process; regulation of membrane potential. Gene Ontology annotation, cellular component: neuron projection; membrane; synapse. The transcript is spliced from 13 exons. Bases 1 to 1464 code for a protein of 487 amino acids.
AUGCUUGCAGGUUUCCUCUUUCUGCUCCCCCUCACAGGUGGGAUUACCUCCAAUUACACAGAGCCACCAGAGAUUCUUGAUGAUCAACAGAACUUCAAUCAGAGCUCUGAAGAACGUGAAAGUAUCUCAAAUUACACAGAGCUGCCAGAACUUCUUGAUGAUCAACAGGACUUCAAUCAGAGCUCUGAAGAAAGAGAUAAGGAUUCCUCUGAGGGUAAAUGUGGUUAUCAGGAUGUUUUAAACCACCUGAAUCUGACCAGAAAAAAAGAUCUGUACACCAUGGCCCGGCCUGUUAAAAAUUACAAUACAACUACAAUCGUACAGCUCCACAUACAGCUCUAUAGCAUCCUAGAUGUGGUAAAGAUUGACCAGACUUUCAUUCCUUACGUUUGGAUUUAUAUGUCUUGGAACAAUGAACACAUUCUGUGGGAUCCAAAGGAGUUUUGUGGUCUUGAUAGUAUAUCAGUUCCUAUUGAAGCAUUGUGGAAGCCAGAUAUAACUGUUGAAGAGAUGACAGAAAUGGAUAAGGCCCCUCCCAGUCCUUAUCUCCUCAUUGAAUAUUCCGGUCUGGUCGAACGUCUAAAUGAUAUGGUUCUGGUCAGCACCUGCAAGAUGCAAGUUUACAAAUUCCCCUUUGACAUUCAGAGCUGCAACAUAUCUUUCAAGUCUAUCGUACACAACGUCCAGCAAAUACGGCUUGAACAAGUUUUCGACUCUUCAGAGAUCAAAAAGUGGUCACAUGAGCUCCUGCGGACCCAGUAUGAGUGGCUGUUCAUCAGCAUGAAUGUCACCAACCAGAAUAUCAGCACUUUCAACCUUAAACAAAGCACGAUUGUUUACACUAUCACCAUGAAGAGGCGCGCUCUCCUCUAUGUUGUCAACUUCAUGCUGCCCGUCCUGUUCUUCUUGUGUCUGGACUUGUCCUCCUUCCUGAUCUCAGACAGAGGGGGCGAGAAGCUCAGUUUCAAAGUCACUGUGCUGCUUGCUGUCACUGUGUUGCAACUUAUUCUGAAUGACAUUCUGCCUGCUUCAUCAAACAAGAUUCCACUUAUAGCAACUUACUGUAUUGGGAGUUUUGGUUUGAUGAUGCUCAGCCUCCUGGAGACGAUUUUGGUGAUGAAUCUGAUGGAGAAAGACUCUGUAUCCCAGGACAACGAAGCAGACAGAGACCAAAGCCUGAGUGAGGACGGUGGGGACAAACAUGGCAAAGUACAUUUCCGCAACUGUUUUAGAGACAAGAAGAAAUUGACUGCUUGUGUCUGUGAUAUGUCCACUGGAGAAACUCCAUCAGAACUGCUGUCGGUGGCCAAAGAGGUUAGCAACAGCAAACUGACUGAGUCCUAUUCCUUGGAGAAGGUCUCAGAUGACCUGAGGGAGGUGAAGAAAACACUGACUGUGCUCCUCAACAGCAGGAUCGAAGAAGCAAAGCCUGGUUACUGGACCAGAGUCAUAGUGGACCUGUGA